ACCACACCGACAACUGAAGUUUAAAAGUGUACCGCAUCGUGACGGGCGGUUUUAAUUUCCACACACUUAGAAGGAGAAUUCAGCUUAGUGCUGGAACAUGGCACGUUUUUAUGUUCUCGCCAUCGGCUUCGGAUUCGUUUUGUUACUGUUUUCCUACGCAGACUGUAGGUCGACUGAAGCAAAGCUCGAGCUGUGUGAACAGCCAGACCAUAUCCCGUGUAAGAAUGGAACCGGGUGUUUCAACAAGAAAUACAAGUGCGAUGACACUGAGGAUUGCGCAGAUGGAUCUGACGAGAGACAGUGCCCUGGUCAGGUAAAAUGUCACUCGGGGCAAUUCCUGUGUACAGAUGGAAGGAAGUGUAUUCCCUUUAGCUGGAGAUGUGACGGUGAGAAAGAUUGUGCAGAUGAUUCGGAUGAAGUCUUGUGUAACGCAAAAAUUCUCUGUAACUCAGAUGAAUUUCGUUGCGACAACAAAAGUGGAUGUUUUCCACUUCUUUGGAAAUGCGAUGGAGAGCGACAGUGUUCCGAUAAAUCGGAUGAGGAUGGGUGUUCUCCGUGUAAAUCUAACGAAUUCUUUUGUAGAGAGACCAAAUCGUGUAUAGCAGGGAGUUGGCAAUGUGACGGGGAGAGAGAUUGUCUCGAUGGUUUAGACGAAGUGGGAUGCCCUGAUGUUAUCCAGUGUGACUCAACACAAUUCAGAUGUGAUAACAUUAGUUGUAGUCCACUUAGUUGGAGAUGUGACGGUGAUCGAGACUGUAUCGAUGGAACUGACGAAGCUGGCUGCGACAAUCCUGCCCAAUGCAGGUCGACUGAGUUCCUAUGCGGCGAGGAAAAGAAAUGUAUCCCAAGCUCUUGGAAGUGCGAUGGUGAGGACGAUUGUCAAGGUGGCGUCGACGAAAUUGCUUGUUCUGAUCAAAUUCAGUGCGACUCAACACAAUUCAGAUGUCGUGAUAAAAAGAUGUGUCUCCCAUCGAGUUGGAAAUGUGACGGUAUGGUAGAAUGUUCGGACGGUAGCGACGAGGCUGACUGCGACGAGACUGGUCAGUGCAAAUCGACAGAAUUCCUAUGCAGCAAGGAGAAGAAAUGUAUCCGGAACUCUUGGAAGUGCGAUGGAGAGAACGAUUGUCUCGAUGGCGUCGACGAAGUUGGUUGUUCUGAUCAAAUUCAGUGCGACUCAACAAAAUUCAGAUGUGAUAAUCGCAGUUGUCUUCCACUUCGUUGGAAAUGUGACGGUGAUCAAGACUGUGCGGACGGUACUGACGAAGAUGACUGCACCACGACCGUUCAGUGCAAAUCGACAGAGUUUCUAUGCGGGCAGGAGAACAAAUGUAUCCGGAACUCUUGGAAGUGCGAUGGAGAGAACGAUUGUCUCGAUGGUGCCGACGAAGUUGGUUGUCCUGAUCGAAUUCAGUGUAACUCAACAGAAUUCAGAUGUGAUAACCGCAGUUGUCUUCCACUUCCUUUGAAAUGUGACGGUAUUCAAGACUGUGCGGACGGUGCUGACGAAGAUGACUGCACCCCGACCGUUCAGUGCAAAUCGACAGAAUUUCUAUGCGGGCAGGAGAAAAAAUGUAUCCCAAUCUCGUGGAAGUGUGAUCGAGAGGACGACUGUUUCGAUGGUUUAGACGAAGUAGGAUGCGCUCUUGAAAUUCAGUGUAACUCAACAGAAUUCAGAUGUGAUAACCGCAGUUGUCUUCCACUUCGUUGGAAAUGUGACGGUGAUGAAGAUUGUGCGGACGGUACUGACGAAGAUGACUGCACCACGACCGUUCACGAGUGCGCAUCGACAGAAUUUCUAUGCAGACAGGAGAAAAAAUGUAUCCCGAACCCUUGGAAGUGUGAUGGUGAGGAAGAUUGCACCGAUGGAGCAGACGAGCUCACAUGUGAUUGAACAACGACCGCUACGUCCGAGCAGUUUGGUUGUGACAAUGCUACAAGCUGUCUUCCGUCGAAAUGGAGAUGUGAUGGUGAUCUAGACUACAACGACAAAUCUGAUGAGUUUGGACGGACAUGUACAGUCUAGCUUAAAUGGAUGUCAACACUUACGUCAAACGAUUUUUCCCAAACUAGGGCACAAAAUCCAAUGCAGUUUUAGCAUAUUGUUAGAAAUUUAGUUUUCUAAUGAUAUACUAUGGCAGGAUUGUGAUUGCGCAGAUUUCCUUUUCUUUUGAAAUCGGUCAUUGAAAAAGCCUUACGAAAAACACUUUUUAAUUUCUGGUAUUUCUAAUACGAUCUACAUUUCCAAAAAGUAUAUCGGUAAAAGUGGUCGUCUAAUGGUAUUGUUUAACUAGAACAAUGUUAUCCUAAAUAUAAAUGCAGUUCUAUCUCCUCUAAUAUAUUUAUGAUGGACAAAGUUCUGUGUACUCCUAACAGCUGUGUUAUUCUUAAAUAUUUCAGGUUUUAUAGGUGGUACAAUUAAA
Molecule: messenger RNA, 2420 nt
Organism: Lineus longissimus
Lineage: Eukaryota; Metazoa; Nemertea; Pilidiophora; Heteronemertea; Lineidae
Product: prolow-density lipoprotein receptor-related protein 1-like
Exons: 3
Coding region: 98-1891 (597 amino acids)
Biological process (GO): receptor-mediated endocytosis
Cellular component (GO): plasma membrane; signaling receptor complex; apical plasma membrane
Molecular function (GO): hormone binding; protein binding
Source: RefSeq, a predicted model, not a curated record